AUGGGUCAGCAGCAGUUAAAGACACUGGGAUAUGGAAGCUGGAGUGAACUGGCAAAAGCACUGGAAGACCAAAACAAACCGAGAGUCAAUCCAAGUCUUAAGUUCUAUUUGCCUGUAAAGACAAACAUUCAGGGGCAUUUGGAUAACAAAAACUGUUGCAUUUUCAUAUGUUUGCAGUUCCAAGGUCAAGUAAAUCUUCAUGUUUUUGAAGACUGGUGUGGUGCAUCUAUUGAACAAUUGAGGAGAAAUCUUCACUUUCCUUUGUAUCCUCAUACACGGACUACUUUGAAGAAGCUAGCAGUAUCACCCAAAUGGAGAAACUAUGGAUUACGGAUAUUUGGUUACCUGCAUCCAUACAAGGAUGGUAUAUUUCAGUUUGCGAUUGGGGCUGAUGACAAUGCUGAGUUUUGGCUGAGCCAAGGGAAAAACAUCUCAGAGCUUCAACUGAUGGCCAGUGUAGGCAAGACUGGAAAAGAGUGGACAGCACCAGGUGAAUUUGGGAAAUUCAAGAGCCAAAAGUCAAGGCUCGUGAAAUUGUCAGCUGCAAACAAAUAUUACUUUGAAAUUCUGCACAAGCAGGAUGACAAAGGAACAGAUCAUGUGGAAGUUGCAUGGAGACUGGAUAAUCCUGAAGCCAAGUUUACAAUUAUUGAUUCUGAAUUCCUCUCCCUUUAUGUUGACGAAACUCUUCUCAAAAUGGAUGAAGUUGGUCAUAUCCCACAGACACCAGCCACUCGGGCAAACCAGAUGCCUGGUCAGGAUGCUCUAGAACAUCCAGCAGACAUGCUGAAGGCUGACCACCGGGACACAAUUUAUGCAUUGCCUCUCUUAAGGAAAUCCCACGUCCGCCGGAUCUUUCCAGAAUGUCGAUACAAACCAAGUUACGUGGUCAAUGGAUUCAAACUACAGCGCUACCAGGGUCUCAAUUUUGUUCGACUGUCCUUUGUGUAUCCCAAUGACUACACCCGGUUGACACACAUGGAGUCACUUAACAAAUGCAUCUACCAGGAAAGUGAGUUGUAUCUGAAGAGGUUUGGAUUUUCUAAAUACAUGCAGAUGGAUCCACCAGAAGAUGAAUCAAAAAUACAAGCUUAUGAAGAGGACAGUUUUGAUGAACCUCAGUAUGCAGAUCCAGUAACAGCAAAGAUAGAGCCUGGAAAAGUCCACCUGGCAACUGAUCGCUAUAACAAUGUUUAUGCCAAUUCGGUUCAGAAACAUCGGAAUAUCUUGUCAGUUACCCAAAACAGGCAGAAGACAGAUGAGAAGAGACACAAAACCAAAGCAGAAAGUCAUUCUACCACAAGGACCUCCCAGAUGAUAUUUAGCACAAACUUUCAAAACCUUCCCGAUCAGGACAGGAAUGUCCGCAGAUCAACAACCAAAAGGAAAGUAGGAGGCAAAGAUUUGCAGACUGACAAAAGACCCGAGGUGACUAAGGAACGUGGGAAUUCAACAACAGAAGCCAGUCAAGCUCAGUUAGGCUUCAAUGCAACCGGAACCCAGAAAGUGUCAUUGAAUACCAGCAAAAUUGGAAGGGAUCCCCAAAAAGUUGAAGAGGAAACUGGCAAGAGGACCCCCCGAGAGCAGCCUAUGCAUGAAAACCAAUGGCUUAAGCAAGUGGAUUCCUACAUAGCCCGACAUAAAGCCGCAGAUGCCACUAACAUCAUUAUCGAUAGGAGAGAUUUAGAUUCCAAGCAGCAAGUGAGGACUGAUUCUUCCCACCAAGCAACCCAAAAGGAAGAGCAUGUUACAAUAGUGGAAGAAGAAAAUGAAGAGGAAGAAGAAGAAGAAGAAAACGAUGAUGACUUAUUCGCUUCUCCUCCUCUUUUCUAUGACCCAGUAGUAAAUUGGAAGCAGACUUUCAAGGCCAGAAAUGUAGACUUCCAAGCUCUACGGUCAGACCGGAUUGAUUUGAAGUGUAACACUUCUGGGAACCUGCUUUUACAAGAGAAGGAGGCCAGCAUGGUUGUUCAAGUAUUCCUUAAAAAACUGAACCAGAAGACCAAAGGGCGGUUCCAGUUAGAGCGCAUUGUGAAUGUGGAGAAGCGUCAAGACUACCUAAGGGGCAGCCGUUACUUUCUGGAGCUGGAACUGUUGGAGCAGGGAAAACGCCGAGUCCGGUUCUCAGAAUACGUCUACGCACGUGGCUGGCAUGGGGGCAGCAGCAGAGAGGAGGAAGCCAAUAUGAAGGAGUUGGCGUGGGGCUACCGACGUCACCUGAUGACCAGCAAGGAUGAGCCUGUGCUCUGCUGGCCAUUAAGCUUCUUAUGGAACCCCCGUGCGGUUGUCCACUUUAUAGUGCCCGUGAAAAAUCAGGCCCGCUGGGUGAAGCAGUUCAUUUUUGACAUGGAAGAGUUAUUCAGGAUUACUAAGGACCCCUAUUUCAAUGUAAUCAUCGUAGACUACAGCAGUGAUGACAUGAAUAUAGAAAAAGCUCUGAAACAGUCAAGCUUGCAUAGCUACCAAUACUUGCGAUUGUCUGGGAAUUUUGAGAGGUCUAAAGGUCUGCAGGCUGGCAUAGACAAAGUCAAGGAUUCUCACAGCAUCAUUUUUCUUUGUGAUCUGCACAUCCACUUCCCAGCAGAGAUUGUUGACUCUGUUCGGAAGCACUGCGUGGAAGGGAAAAUGGCCUUUGCACCCAUUGUUAUGAGGCUGAAGUGUGGUGCCACUCCACAACAGCCAGAUGGCUACUGGGAAAUUAAUGGUUUUGGUCUCCUGGGCAUAUAUAAAUCUGAUUUAGUUCGUAUCGGCGGAAUGAACACGCAAGAAUUCCGUGACAAAUGGGGCGGGGAAGACUGGGAACUCUUGGACAGGAUAUUUCAGGCAGGCCUGGAGGUAGAGCGACUUUAUAUCAGGAAUUUCUUCCAUCACUACCAUUCCAGGAGGGGCAUGUGGAAUCGACGUGUGCUACAGAUCUGA
Molecule: messenger RNA, 2919 nt
Organism: Pseudonaja textilis
Lineage: Eukaryota; Metazoa; Chordata; Lepidosauria; Squamata; Elapidae
Source: RefSeq, a predicted model, not a curated record